Phasianus colchicus (ring-necked pheasant) is the source of this 1878-nucleotide messenger RNA. NCBI's taxonomy places the organism in Eukaryota, Metazoa, Chordata, Aves, Galliformes, Phasianidae. The record is from RefSeq and is a predicted model, not a curated record.
AAUAGGGUUGUGGUGUCGGAGUUCGGGCGGUUUCUCCUAGGGGCUCCGUCACCGUCUGGCUUUCCACGUCCACGUAAGGCGCUUCUAGGGUGGGCUAGUGGCGCGGGGGACUAGCAGGGUGGCCGUCGGAGCCACUGGCGCCAGAUGCCUGCAGGACUAGGCCGCACGGCAAGCGCCGUGCAGCACGGGUGUCGGGUUCGGAGGUUGCGGGUGGCCGACAGGCUGCGGUAGGGGACGCGGUGGCUGUGCAGCGGUCCGAAUUGGACCGGCUGCACUGCUACUGCAGCGCUAUGGAGAAGUGCUUGGCGGGCGGGAGAAUGAGCAAGCCUUGGGAUGGGAGUGGAAAAGAGGCGGCAGCCAGUCGGCCUGCCUCUGUCGCUGCUUGCUGCUGCCGUGUCCCGCUGGGAAUGGAGGACGGAGGAGCACUGGGUCAGUCCGAUUGCGGCUCCUGGUUGGAUUUUACUAAGGGAGGAGGAAAGCGGAGCGACAGAGAGUGGAUGAGGGAAGGAGGAAUAGGAAAGCAUAAGUGGGAUGGCUGGAUGAGCAGAGUGAGAGAUGGGGGCUAGGGGUAAUGUCAGCAGCCUGCGUGGGGAGAGCAGCAGAAAGAGAAUGGUGGGAGAAGGAGGAAGCUCUGGUUACAGAGGGGAGGGGAUGUAAAAUCGUGAACCGUACCUGCUGCGGGGUGAGGCGCCUUGUUCCAGACUACAAGAACUCCACGCUUCACCUGGCUCUACUUUCCCUGCAGGCAUCCUUUGGGAGUUCGAGUCCAGUUGGCUCCUUAUCAUCUGAGGAUCAUGACUUUGACCCUUCUGCUGAAAUGCUGGUUCAUGAUUAUGAUGAUGAGCAAACUCUCGAAGAGGAGGAAAUGACAGAAGAAAACAAAAAUUUCAGUUCUGAAAUUGAAGAUUUAGAAAAGGAAGGAAACAUGCCAUUGGAAGAUUUACUGGCAUUCUAUGGAUAUGAACCCACAAUUCCAGUUAUGGCAGGCUCCAGUGUGAACAGCUCUCCAAGUGAACUUGCAGAUGAACUUCCAGAUAUGACUUUAGAUAAAGAGGAAAUAGCUAAAGACCUCUUGUCGGGUGAUGAUGAAGAAACACAGUCCUCUGCUGAUGACUUGACACCAUCAGUUACUUCACAUGAGGCUACAGACUUCUUUCCACGGCCAUUAAGAUCAAACACUACUUGUGAUGGAGAUAAAGGAUCAGAUGGUGAAGAUGUGGAGGUAGACAGUGGUAAUACAUCCGAAGAUUUGAGAAAGGAAAUAAUGGUUGGUUCAAAGUAUCAAGCUGAAAUUCCACCUUACCUUGGCAGGUGUACUGAUGAUGAAAAGGGUAAGUUCUGCUGACUGUUUCACUUUUUAUCUUAACAGUAGCAAUUGAUGAAAAAAUAUUAUAUAAAUUUUUAAAGUCAAGUCUAUGUCUUAGUUAAAAUUUGAGAUGUUAAAAACACAAGAAAAUGGAAGUGAUACACCCAAAUAAUUAUUUUCAGAAAUGUGAUUAUACAACUCUGAGAGGACAUAAUGAAAAUGAUAUAGGAGGGUGGACUGCAAUGUUAAUUCCAGAGUAUCUACUAAUCUUAAGAGGCAAUAAAUGGUGGGUCAAGAAAGAAAUAGUUUUCUCGGACUGUCAUAAUAGGGCCAUGAGUGUGCAACUUAGCAGUCUUAGAAGAUUGAGAAGAUCUUCAAAUUAGUGAGUUUUGGUUGCAAAUACAGCUUAAAAACUGAAAAGGGGCUAGAAAAGAAAAAAAUGACAGGUUCUUGAUUUUUGCAUGCUGAAAAGACUUCACUAUGAUUAAAGUGUAGCACAUAAAGCUGUGGAAUUAAAAUAAACAUGUAUAGACAAUUAAAAGGAUGGAAAGAGAGAAGGGAGGGAAAGAGAG